AUGACUGACAUAAGUAGGUCACCCUUCACAGAUGAGAUCGAGCAGGCAGAGCCUCUACGCAAGUUUAGCAUGCCAUAUUUCACAUAUUUCAAAGGAGAUGGAGAUCCAGAUAGGUACUUGAAGCAUUACCAAAGCACAAUGGUCCUUUACCGUAACAAAGAUGCUUUUAUGUGUAAGAUAUUAGACACCACUUUGCAAGGCGAGGCGCAAGAUUGGUUUCACACCCUACCGCCACGAUUCAUUGGGAGUUUUGACGAUCUUUCUUUGGUUUUUACCAAAGAAUACUCAUCUUACCGCUCAAUCAAAAAAAAGUCCGACCACUUGUUCAAUGUGAAGAAGAACCCAAAUGAGUCAUUCCAAGACUACGUGAAAAGGUUUAAAGUAGAAAAGGCAAAGAUAGUUAAAUGCGACGACUCGAUAGCAAGUGCAACCUUCGAAAAAGGACUCCUAGCAGACCACCUACUGUUCAGAAAGUUGAUCAUGAAAGAAGAUCUAACUUAG
Molecule: messenger RNA, 501 nt
Organism: Pyrus x bretschneideri (Chinese white pear)
Lineage: Eukaryota; Viridiplantae; Streptophyta; Magnoliopsida; Rosales; Rosaceae
Exons: 1
Coding region: 1-501 (166 amino acids)
Source: RefSeq, a predicted model, not a curated record